Molecule: messenger RNA, 8008 nt
Organism: Alexandromys fortis (reed vole)
Lineage: Eukaryota; Metazoa; Chordata; Mammalia; Rodentia; Cricetidae
Gene: Bach1
Product: BTB domain and CNC homolog 1
Exons: 6
Coding region: 2538-4754 (738 amino acids)
Biological process (GO): regulation of transcription by RNA polymerase II
Molecular function (GO): RNA polymerase II cis-regulatory region sequence-specific DNA binding; DNA-binding transcription factor activity, RNA polymerase II-specific; protein binding
Source: RefSeq, a predicted model, not a curated record
CAGGACCAACGUGCUGAAGCCUACUGCUUUCUAUGCUGACUUAAAAUUUGAAUAUUAAAAAGUUCCUGCGUCUUUAACUGUAGAGCAUUUGAAUCCCGCUCUCCGGGUCUUCCUGAGCACCGGCCUUUGAAACUUGCCCCUUUGAAUGGUGCUGUUGGCACCUUUGCUUUACUCUUCUUCCUUUGAGCUUAAAAAAAAAUAAGUUUACCGGUGUUCCCUGGCGAGUUCCACUUUAGGUUUCCUUGAGGCUAAGGGAGCUAACCCGGAGAUGUGCUGUCAGGUGUGGGUGACUGAUAUUUAAGCCUCCGAGAGGGUAAAGGAACUAGUAGCUCUCUGUUACCGCUUUAUUCCUCCUUCUGGCUUUUUCCUGGCCUGUGAGCCAAGUCUCAGGAAGACAGUGCUGGAUUAAAUUUCCACCAAACUUUUGAUAUUAAGGUUCUUUUUUUAAACUUAAUAAUAAUAAAAUCACGUUUUUGAGGAUUCUUUUCUAUGGGCAGCCUCACCUUAAUUUUUUAACAUUUUAAAGAAAAAUAAAAGAAAGCCCUUAAGGCCAAACGACUAAAUGUGUACAAACCAUAGUGUGUCUGUCAGCUGUCUGCCACCUCCUUGAAAGAUUGACAUAAGGCCAGCUCCCAGAUUUCAGGACACUCCCAUUGUGGGUAGCUUGGUGUGGGAUACAGGAACUAACUUGGGGAGUUAGAAUCUUAUCAAGGGUCAAGAUAGAUACCAGGUCCAGGAGUUUGCCAUCAAACCCCCUGCCUUUCAGUUAGGUGGCCAUGAAGUCACAGCAGGAGAUGCUGAUGGGGGAGACAGAAGUGUCAAGGAGAAGACACAUCCAGGGGACUGGAUCAGCUGCGGAUCCAGAGUGUCAUUUAUGAAGAAAAGCCAUGAUGACUGUUUUUAAAUAUGAUUUCUGAUGUCCUUCGUCAGUACUUGUCUAGACAUAUGGAUAUUCAUGCACACACACAGGAUUAACAAAACUCUUUUGACAUAUUUUUCUCGUUAAUACAUAUUUUUCUCAUUAAUACAUAUUUUUCUCAUUAAUACAUUAAUAGUACAAUUAAAUGAAAAAUGGCCAGCUUUUAUUUUGAUACUUACCAUCAAUACUUUUGGGUAUCUUAAAUUGCUGCCUUAUUUACCCUGGAUCCUCGCGCUCAUUUUGAGCACCUAAGUCACAUUUUUGAGUGGGCCUUUCUUUCCUUUGUGUUCCUGUGGUACCCAGUGCACAGAGAGAACUUGUGUCACUGUUGAGUGAAGUCCGAAGGUUUGGAUGGCAGUCUUGUUUCCUGUACCCCCUGCACUGAGACCUGACGCACAUCAUUGUCUUGAGACUGUGGCAAACUGUUCCUUGUACCUCUUGCAGCUUCCUGGCCCCAUAAAGCCACACCCUAAACCUGUGCUCUGUGAGGCUUUACAGACCUGACCCUGCCAUCUCAGGCCAUCUCAGAUUGAGCUUUCUGGUUUGUACAUUAUCUGAAGAUUAAGAUGUGAUGAAUCUUAGCCUUUUGUCUUAGUCUCGGUGUCGUUUGGAAAGUGAAAACACCAGCCAAACAGCAACUGUAUUAAAGUGUAACUCAUCCAUCAAGGGUAGAGAACAGAACAUCUCCAAACCGAAUUCCAGGAAGCUCUGAAAUGCUUGCUCAUCCUUCGUCAGCUUGAGGGAAUGAGUCAGCAGUUUAAGGCCGGCACCUCUGCUAGAACUGAGACACCCGUGCCUGCCCGGGAGUUAGAGAUGUGAGCAGCUGGAGUGUGGUCGUUUGCUGUUAGGUUCGGGAAGUGUUGGCUGGUGCCUGGUGGAUGUUAGUAGCAAUGCACGGUCAUCACGUAGAUCACGUAGUUAAGGUGUUAGGUAAAAGGAUUUCUGACUGCUUAGUUCGGGACACCCCUGGGUACUGCCCAGCUGUAAGGAGGACAGAGGUCAAGGUGGCUUUGUUGUUGCCAGUCACUGUAGUGAGGGUGUUUACAGUCCUGGCUGUUCUCUGACUCAGCCACUUGUCGUAGCUCCCAGAGGCCUGAGCUGGGAUCCUUUGGGCCAGUUGUGGUUCUGGAAAAGUCAUCUAAGUGCUUCAUUCUGUGAGGGCUGAUCAGUGCGCUUCCAGUCACGGGUGGAACGUUCGGAAGGUGUCCACGGUCUGGGUUUGGGUUGUCUUAAAAAUGUCAAGUCAUUCAGCAGCGAGUACCUGUAGCUGGACAAAGUGCCGUCUUCUGUACUUGGAUUGUGGCAGAGUGCAGUCUAGACAGAAUUGUGACAUUUAGACUGAGGCCGAAUAGGUGAAGAGUCGGUUGCCCGCAGUCGUCCAAGUGGCUGGCAUGUGGAGAGUGGAGGCUCUGGGCUCUGCAGCUCCUGAUGCUUGCUGCUCUCAGCUGGGAUUCCUAGCACUUGGGGCUGUGUGAAUGCUCAUGUCCUUCCUGAGGGACGUGAACCUAUGAUGUGUAAUCUGUGACUGAAAGAUGCCCGAGCAGGGGUGAUAAACCAGGUCGGUGACAGUUAGAAGCAUGCUUUCCACUGCUCUCCCUGAUCCCGUCUGCCACCCAGGAUGUCUGUGAGUGAGAGCGCAGUGUUUGCCUAUGAGUCCUCCGUGCACAGCACCAACGUCUUGCUCAGCCUCAAUGACCAGCGGAAGAAGGACGUGCUGUGCGAUGUCACUGUCGUGGUGGAGGGCCAGCGGUUCCGAGCCCACCGCUCGGUGCUGGCUGCGUGCAGCAGCUAUUUCCACUCGAGAAUCGUAGGCCAGACUGAUGCUGAGCUCACCAUCACGCUGCCUGAAGAGGUGACAGUUAAAGGAUUUGAACCUUUGAUUCAGUUUGCCUACACUGCCAAGCUCAUCCUAAGCAAAGACAACGUGGAUGAGGUGUGCAGGUGUGCGGAGUUCCUGAGCGUGCACAAUAUCGAGGAGUCCUGCUUUCAGUUUCUCAAGUUUAAGUUCCUGGACUCCACCGCGGGGCAGCAAGAAUGUGCAAGGAAAAAAUGCUUCUCCCCCCACUGUCAGAAAGCAGACUUUAAAAUCUCACUUUCAGACCAGAAAGAUCUAGAGAUCGUUGAAGCAGAGGAGUACUUGGAAAAGAAAAGUAUUCAGGCCCCUCCGUGUGACCCGCAAAGGUGUCAGGGCAAUGUGAAAGCAUCGCCCUCUCUCCAGGACAGUGCCAGUCAGACGUGCCAGGCCAUGUGCUUGGAGAAGGAUGGAGCCCUGGCAUUGCCAUCUUUGUGUCCCAAGUACAGAAAAUUCCAGAAAGCGUUUGGAACUGACAAGAUCCGUACUCUAGAAUGUGGCAUCAAAGAUGUCCAUGCCGCUUCUGUCCAACCGAACGAGACGUCUGAACUCGAGUGUUUGGGGGCAGCACAAGGCUGUGCAGAUUUACAAGUGAUUUUAAAAUGUGAAGGAGCGAAGCCAGCCCUGGAGAGUGAGGAGACAAAGUGCAGAGACCCCACCCCUCAGUGCCCCGCGGCGCAGACAGAAGCGGCUCCUUUCCCUCACAGUUCUGCAGACCCUCACGGGCUCUAUUCCCUGCCACUCUUACACGCUUACGACCAGUCGGGUGACUUGGGCUUUGCUGGGGUGCAAAGCAAAACAGUGAAAGCAGAGAAACCUUUGUCAGCUCCAGAUGCCCAGGAAGAGAAACCGUUCGGUGAGAAUCAGGAUUUAUACCUGAAAUCUGAGACGGGCCCCAAAGAGGACAGCAGCAGCCUUGCUUCUGGUGAUCGGAGCAGCGUGGAGAGGGAGGUGGCGGAGCACCUGGCCAAAGGCUUCUGGAGUGACAUUUGCAGCACGGACUCCACUUGCCAAACGCAGUUGUCACCUGCUGCGGCCAAAGAGGGCUCAGAACAGGGCUUCUCGCAAAGGCGCUCCGAGUGUCCCUGGUUGGGUAUCAGGAUCAGCGAGAGCCCAGAGCCAGGUCAGCGGACUUUCACAACUCUCAGUUCCGUCAACUGCCCCUUUAUAAGUACUCUGAGUUCCGAAGGCUGCUCGAGCAACUUGGAAAUCGGAAACUACGAUUACGUGGCGGAGCCUCCGCAGGAGCCUUGUCCGUACGCUUGCGUGAUCAGCCUGGGCGAUGACUCUGAGACCGACACAGAAGGUGACAGUGAGUCCUGUUCUGCCAGGGAGCAGGAAUGUGAGGUAAAACUGCCAUUUAAUGCGCAACGAAUAAUCUCGCUCUCGCGGAAUGACUUCCAGUCCCUGUUGAAGAUGCACAAACUGACCCCAGAGCAGCUGGACUGUAUCCAUGACAUCCGCAGGAGGAGUAAGAACAGAAUUGCCGCACAGCGCUGUCGCAAGAGGAAACUGGACUGUAUUCAGAACCUUGAAUCAGAAAUCGAGAAGCUGCAAAGUGAAAAGGAGAGCCUGCUGAAGGAACGAGAUCUCAUCUUGUCAACGCUGGGUGAAACAAAGCAGAACCUGACGGGACUUUGCCAGCAAGUGUGCAAGGAAGCCGCUCUGAGUCAGGAGCAGAUUCAGAUCCUCGCCAAGUACUCGGCCUCAGACUGCCCACUUUCUUUUCUAAUUUCAGAGAAAGGAAAAAGUACUGAUGGUGAACUUGCUUUUCCUUCAGUUUUCAGCGUGUCUGAUGGGCCACUCCCCUGUGGACCAGGGAGCAGCAAGGCAGGCCAGGAACCGGGGCAGGAGUCCCAGACAACCGCGCCAACCACCGCAGCCGCCCUGGAGCAGGCCACACUGUUGGAAUCCUGCCGGCAGAGUGGCGGGAUCUCAGACUUCUGCCAGCAGAUGACUGACAAGUGCACUACUGAUGAGUGAACCGUGAGCGUCCUCCAGCCGUGGAUUUCCUACUGAAGUUUUGGCGUUGUCUUGAGAGUCACGCAUGGCCGUGUCUUCUUGCUUUCAGUAGCCUUGCUUCCCCCGGUAGCUUUCUGGAGAGGGAAUUGAAUUUCUCUUCUAAGGUGACCCUGAGUUCUCCUUGGUUUUCACAGGAGACAUGACAUGAUUUACCUCUUAGAUGCCGAAAAAUCACAUGUGAAAAUGUAGAGUAAUAAUCUCCCAGUGUUCAAAAUAACUAAGACAGUGAAAACCGCAGGGUCUGCUUCACCAGCUGGCAACAUCUGCACCCGGUCCUCCUGGCCUGUGGAAGCUCAGUAAUCUCAGAAUACUGAUCAGAAAAAAAGUUCUCCCCAAGCAGUGCGGUGGCGAUCUACCCAGAAGGGGCGUGUCAGCGCUGAGUGUCUGUGUAGAGCUGUCACGCGGAAAAGAAAUUAUCUUCCAACUCUAAUGCUCCUAUCAAAGUCCAGCCUGGACUGGACCCGGUGACCUGAGGCUGCCCCGGCAGGACUUAGUGAAGGGCCACAGCGGCCUGUGCUGGAGGCUUCCCCUCCUCAAUACUGACUAGAAUUUCUGGCUGCACCAACAGUAGAUAGUUGUCAUUUCCCCUGCUCUCUCCUUUGAUCCCGUCUGCAGUUCCUGCCAUGUCUAGGCCAGUCACGGAUUUCCUGUUCCCUUCUUGUCCCUUGGAGGAAGAAAUGGGAGUUAGGCUGAGUGGCCUGAGUGUUCACAAGCUGGACAGAACCACAGUUGCCACGGAUCUGGAGACCACACUGCACGAGGCCAUUCAUAGUCUCGUUGCCGGUCACCGAUGCCCAAGAGGGCACUAGGAUAUGUGUGUGUGUGUGUGGGGGGGGAUAUCUAUGUUGACCAGAGGUGCAGCUCGUUAGCAUCCUAAGGAAGAGCUGCGGUCUGUAAAAAGCUCUGUUGGAGCAAGCGUGGAGCCACAGCUCUGCUGGCGUUUGAAACCAUAAAAUUUGUGCUCAGUCCAUUACGGGCUCGCACUUGCGAAGCAGAUUGAACCUGUUAUCCCUGCCUCCCAAUUUGGUAUGGUGUAAAGGCACUUGCAUCACUUUGACUUGGACAUGGACAAGUCAGUCUUGUGCUUAUUUUAAUGUUGGUAGAAAAUGAAUUUAUAAUAAUCUGAGCAUCUAUCUACUCCAUAACAUUUUGCAGUGAUUCUUAGUUGUUCUGGAAUCUCACACUAUAGACCUCAGCAGUAGAAACAAAGCAUCAUAUAUACAAGUUCAAUAUCCCGAUUCAAGGAAUGUGAAAUGCCUUAAAAUUGGAAACGUUCUGAGUACCUAGCUGAUAGCAGACGUGGGAUAUUCCAGUCCUGAGUUCAUGAGGUGGGCCACAGGCAAAAGAGGAUAUUCAGAAUCUUCUGAGAGCUUCUUUAGGAUACACGUGUAAGGUACAUGGGAACUUCAUUAGGACUUUGGGGGAGGGUCUUACCUUCAAGCUAACUGUAGAAGCUUCUACAUUCUGUAGAAGUGGAUAUUUGACAAACGGGGAAAAUCUGAAGUGUGAGGCACCUGUGCUCUCAAACACCUGUGAUAAGGGGGUCUCUCAGGACGCUCCCGGGAGUGUUUGUAGAGUUGUGCUUAAAGAAGCAGUCAAUAGGAUGCCAUCUCUCCAAGUCAGGUAGUUGGAGGAGACACUCAUCUUCACUGCGUGCUGCCUCUAGAGAGGGAAGGAGAGGGCGAGAGCACGCCAGAGAGCCACCUGAGUGCGGUAUCAUGUCGGUAGGUACCUAGCUGGUGCUUGCCGUGAGGAGGUGCGGGCCCAGCCUCAGUAUGAUUAGUUGUCAUGAUGCCCUUCUCUCCUGGGUGCAGGGAGGGAGGGAGGAGAGUGUGUAUUUUAUCUUUGGAAGAGAAAAUGAAAUUGGAAUUAUCUUUUAGAAACUUUGAAAAGUCCCGACCUCCGUUUGUCUGGGAGAGAACGCUCACGGUGACGAAGCAUCCCAUGUGACAAAGAGCUGUGUAUAUAUAUGUAUAUGUCCCCACGCAGCUGUUUGAUACUUGUAAUUUUAGAUUUCAACAACGUAAAAUAAUAUGAAAACGUCUCUGGUUUACAAAGUGUAAAAUCUUCUACAAGCCAAUGGAGUCCUUGGUUUCCUACCUCGCUGUACACUCGACUGUCUGCCAUCAGUGUGCACACGUCCUUUUUUUUUUUUUUUGCUUUAAAUGUAACUGUAAAUAUUUGCUUUGGAAAGUUACUUAGCAUUUCAUGAUAAGACCCAGUUCUCUUCUCAAGGUAAAGAUACUUUUUAAGACACUUCCUUUAAAUUUCUUUCUACCUUUGAACGUUUAGCAUUAAGGGUUAAUUUUAAUGGUGUUUGGUAAUUGGCUAAGUGUAAUAGUUCUUAAAAUUUAGCAUUACUUUUAACAGCCAGCAUAUAAUACAAGUAACUACACUACCUCAUUCCUGUGUGAUUUUCGAGUUGUAUUGGAUGGACAGGAAAGAUUUUACCUUUGUCUUUGGCCAUGACGUGGGUAAGUUGUCUGUAUAUUGCAUAGCAUUACACAUUUAUGCCUAUUUUAACGUGAACUUUUAAAGACUUUUUUUUCUAAGAAAAUUUGUUUUAAGGCAAUAUUCUUUUUGGGGGGGAGCCGAAGACAAAUGAUAGGAUCAUAUGUGUACACAUAUGCUUUUUCCUUCAUGCAGAGUUUUGAUGAUGUUUUUCAUUUGUUAUUUGCAUAUUCCUGUAAUCAUUGCUCCUCGUUGUAUGAUCCAGCCUUCUCAAUGCCUGGUGAUUUCUUUUAAGUUGUCAUGUCUGACUCAGUACAAUUAUGUCCUCUUAAAUUUCUGCCCCUUAUUUGAAUCCUAUAGCUGCAAGCACAUAAUUUGUUAAAUUCUUAUGUUCAGAAUAAAAAUGGAUAUAACUUUGGUUGCCCACCUGCAAGCAUUAUAACAAUUUACUGUAGCUUGAUGCUUAGCCAAUUUUAAGUUAGGAAUUCAACAUAAAUGAUGUGGGGAUAGUGGAGAUGGCAUGAGGACACACAUCUACGUUAACAACUUGGGAAAAAAGAGAAGCAAACGGCGAUGUCACAGUGAAUUCUCAGGUGAACCUUUCGGUUACAAAAACAUCUAUUUUGAAUUUGUAAAUAUUUUAACUGUUUUAUUAAAGCAUGUACUAAACUAUUCUUUGACACCUGUUCGGUAGAAUGAAAAUUUAAAGCCAUAAUGGUAAAAGAUGGCAUACUGAUUGUAAAAUAAACAAAUAAUAAUAUUGA